UUUAUGUCAUUUCUUGUUUUAUAAAUACUGUAAAUUCUAAUAGCAAGAUAUAUAAAAAAUAUGUUAAUAAAAUAACGUGUAAUACAAAGUAUAAUCAUAAUGACAUUUAAAUAGAUAAGAAUUCAAUAUUUUAAAUUUCUAAUUGUUAUGUAUAAUACUAUGAAAUAGAAAAUUGAAGAAAAUGGAUGCACAUCCUGUAGCUACUAAGUUAAAAUUAGAUUUUAAUAUCAAUGUUGAUCUCUCCGAUGUUGUCUUUAUUAAAGGCAACAUAAGGAAAUACAAUGAAACCACUGCUAAUAAUGUGUUUGGUGAAAAAUUAUGUCUUGUUUAUACAAUAGAAAUCUCAAUCUACAACGUACCAUUUUCCUUGAAAAUACUAGCAUUUGCUUAUGAAAAUUCCAGUGAAAUUUUAAAGCUAGAUAUUGACUUGCCCAAUAAAAAUAUAGAAAAAGAAAUAGCAUCUUGUCGAAAUUUUCUACAAAGACAUCGUAAUUUAAAUGCAACUUUCUCGACAUUAAUACAAUUUGCAAAAUUUGUGGAAACGAGGAGGUUGAUAUCUGCCAUUGUUAUCAGUAAAGAACCCAAAGUUGUUUUAAGUAAACACGAUGAUGGAGGGAUCACUAUUAAAUAUCUAGAUAAUUUAUCAAAUGUAUUGAUCUGUAUUUAUUGGAAAAUUUCUUGGAGUUUAAAAGACUCUGUAAUUGUUGAUGUGAUAGAAGUUUAUUAUAAUAAUUUUAUUUUACCUAAUGCUAAUGAUAUUAAAGAAAAACUGACUGGUUUAACACAUCCAUCAUUAGACUUUCACACCAAACUGAAACUUUGGAAAUUAUUAAUGAGCGAUCUGAGGAAAAACAGCAGCAGUACCAUUCAAGCAGUGAUAACCAUUAGAGAAACUCAGAAGGUAUCAGAAGCUGAUAGUGUUUUGGUCAUAUCAGAUAAUGAAGAAGACAACAAGAAUGCAAAGUCUUCGGACAUGAUAAAAAAUAAACGAAGACGGAUAGAACCACAAGUUUGCUCAUCGUCAGUUGUAUAUGUAGUUCCAGAUUAGUAACAAAAAUAGGUACCUGUUCAUACAUAGUUUUAAGAUGCAGUUGACAUUUUCAUGUCUGAAGAUUAUCUGCAUAUUGAUAGCAACAUUCUUAAGAUAAAUUUAUUGAAUAAUGAAUUUAAUGUGGAAGUGUUGUGCAGAAAUAUUUAAAUAAAUUUCUAAGUAUUUUUAA
This is a messenger RNA of Anoplophora glabripennis (Asian longhorned beetle), 1220 nucleotides long. RefSeq lists its product as uncharacterized. The transcript has 3 exons. NCBI's taxonomy places the organism in Eukaryota, Metazoa, Arthropoda, Insecta, Coleoptera, Cerambycidae. The record is from RefSeq and is a predicted model, not a curated record. The coding region runs from base 182 to 1048 and encodes 288 amino acids.